Molecule: messenger RNA, 184 nt
Organism: Dentiscutata heterogama
Lineage: Eukaryota; Fungi; Glomeromycota; Glomeromycetes; Diversisporales; Gigasporaceae
Source: the annotation of a GenBank genome assembly
UAAUAACAAAAGUGAUAAUGAUGAUACUUAUGAAUUUUUAGAAGAGCCUACAUCUUUUGAAUUCCCAGAAGAAUUUACAUCCUUUAAUUCGAAUUAUAAGGCCAGCAAUAAUGUAUCUGUUAGUUCUAGUAGUGCGGCACCUCUUUCAGAAGAACAACCUUCUAGCACAAAAAGAGAAAAUUAA